CAUCUCAAAAUGAUUUUUAGAUAACAAAAUUAUUAAGUAAAAUUUCAUAAACAUGCCAUCAAUUAGUAAAAAUAAGAAAAAGCCUGUAGUGAAAAAUAAAAAAAUGUGGACUUUGCCAAAAAUGUGAAAUUUGAAAUGCGAUAAAAAGCAGAAGACACCGUGGGUUGUUGCGAAUGUAGAACUUUUAUAAGUACUGAAAAAGAGAAAUAGCAAACAAACAAAUCGAAAGUUGAGUAGUGCAGAGAACCAGCGUAAGUGAAAUAUAUAUUGAAAAUAAAUCGAGAAUUAAUUUUAAAAAAAGAAGAAAAAAAGUAAAUAAAUAAAAUAAGAAAAGUGUAAAACUUUGCGGUUGAAUGAAAAAUUACUGCCACUAUAAACACAUAAUUGGACUCAAAAUUAGCAGCUCCGCUGAAAGAGUUCACAAGCAAAUAACUGAAGAUGUAAUUAACCUGAAAGAGCUGCACGCACACGUAGCACAAGUCAUUAUAAUAAAAGUAAGCAACACCGUAAAGGCGUGGAGCAGUAAAGAAAUUUCAGUCAAACAAUGCGCAACAACAUGGCAAAGCCUGCGAAAAGAGUAAUUAAAUGGAAAUGAAGCAGGAAAAGUAAACUGGAACUGUGAACUGAGGUAUUUGAUAAAAAUCUGUAGCAUUAAAUGCCUAACUGCGAAAAGGUGGUCAAGCUAAAAAACCUAAAAAAAAAAUAAAAUAAACGAAAAUAACUGCAGUUGUUACGCGACAUUGCCGUUGGCGCUGGCGUAUACGCAACCACAGGCAAAUUAUGCGGCGCUAGCUAGCGGACUGCUAAUGACAACCCUCGCCAGCAAACUUGUAUAACACCAACAACAACUAACAUUAUAUGUAAAGCUUGACUGCGUGUUGUUGCCUUUGCGCUUGUUUUUGUUUGUUUAUUAAUUUUAUUGUUGUAGCUUAAAAACGUUUUGACUUGGCACGCACAUACCGCUGACUGCGUGCGGCAAAGACAAUUGCCAGUCGCGUCUGUGGUGGUCGGAAGACUAGCUCACGCAAGUAGUGACUGAAAGCAAAAGAAACGUUUAGUUGUGUUUUAGUUUCAUACAACUUUUCCUUUUAUAUACAAUAUUUUUUUAGUUCUUCUGUUAUCUUUUCAUAUGACGCACACUUUGAAGCGUAAAGCAUAACGCACGCCGGCAAGGCAUGAAAAAAAGUAGCAAAAAAAAAAAAACAUAGAACAAUAUGUCAAUAAGCACGCACUUAGUAACGAAAAUAAUACCGUGAAAAGAUAAAAAUACAAAAAUAUUUAACAGUGGACGAAAUAGCUGUGGAUAUAUGCCACGAAGGACGCGCACAAAGAAACAGCGAAUGCAUGUGUAUGACAUAUUUUUAGCUAGCUAGUCAAACAGUUUAACUGUAGCGUUAGAUGCUUUGCUGAGACGAAGGCCACUAACGCUUGCAGUGACAAACGGAAAGCAAGAUAAUACUCUAUCGAGCACUACAAGCAUUUGCCAGCGAGUACCAAGCAAACCAAUCAGUUAUCCUGCCAUUAAAAUAAAGCACGUGCAACAAACAUACGUAGUAACGCGCGGAAAUCAUAAAAACGGAGAAAAAACCAAGAAGCACCAAUAUUAAUACUAACACAACAGCUGAAGAUUGGCAAAUACUUCCUAUUUUUACUGUGACAUAAGCACAAAUAGGAAAGCCAUAUAGCGUUGUCAAAGUACUUUUUCCAUAGUAUGACGCGCGGCAAUAUAUUGACGCUGGCGACAGUAUCGCGAGGGCCUUGCGGCAUAAUAGAAAAGUAAUGCUAUAUAUAUCCCACAGAAAUGAAUAGAUAAAAUUGUGCUAAAUAUUCAUAAGCACAGCAGAGCGAGUGCAUAAAGCAGACAGCGUCAGGGCACCAAAAGGAAGGAUAUAAAAAUAGCAAACGGAAGCUGCCAGCGUCACCGCUGCAGAAUAUAGACAAAACAAAAAACAAAAAAAAAAACACAUACGAGACAACAACAAGACUUGCACAUCGACAUCAUCAAUAAAGCUAACUAAUACUUGAGUAAUAAAGAAACAAAAACAAAAAGGCAACAGCAAGGCAAGUGGAGCAGCAAGAAAUAUUAUAAAAAUUCAUAAUCAAAGUUAUAAAAUACACAACGCCCACAGCAGCAGUAACAAACAACAUCAACUACAGCAACAAACGCCUAUCACAACAAUUCAUCCAUCAUCGGCCAGUGUGCGCGCUUGUAUGUGUGUGUGUGAGUAAUAUGCUGUAACUAGUAAGCUCCUCCUCCCUCCAUCCCGACAUCACAAGCUAACGUCGCCAUCAUCCACAGCUUUAACUUUAUUAAUACAAGCAAUUGCCAUUUCAUUCCGUUAGAACGGCAAUAUCGGGCCCCACGUUAUUGGUUAUAUUGGUAAAUAUAGCGUCGUAAUACUUCGAUUCGCAUCAAUAUGGCCUUUAGCAGCAGUAGCAGUAGUAGCGGUAGUCGGUACGGUGUCAACAGUGGCGGCGCUUAUGGCGCUGGCAGCAUAUCAACGUGGGAUAGAUGCACAACAGUGUUGCUAUUGCCACGGGCACGUCUCAUCACCCUGUGGCUGGCAUUCAAUUUAGCGUUGAUCGUACAGGAGCCAAUGAAGAAAAUCGCCUCAGUUGAUGCAGCGACUGGUGGCGGCAGCAUGUUGGGUGAUGUUAACAUAUCCGCUAUUCUCGAUUCAUUUAGUGUUAGUUACGACAAAAGAGUAAGACCUAACUAUGGAGGUCCCCCUGUGGAGGUUGGCGUCACAAUGUAUGUCCUCAGUAUCAGUUCGGUUUCGGAAGUUCUCAUGGACUUUACAUUGGAUUUUUACUUUCGUCAAUUUUGGACCGAUCCUCGUUUAGCGUAUAGAAAACGGCCUGGUGUAGAAACACUAUCGGUUGGAUCUGAGUUCAUAAAAAAUAUUUGGGUACCUGACACCUUUUUUGUAAAUGAAAAACAAUCAUAUUUUCAUAUUGCAACAACAAGUAAUGAAUUCAUACGUGUUCAUCAUUCUGGAUCAAUAACACGAAGUAUUAGAUUAACAAUUACUGCAUCGUGUCCAAUGAAUCUACAAUACUUUCCUAUGGAUCGACAGUUGUGUCACAUAGAAAUCGAAAGCUUCGGCUAUACAAUGCGUGACAUUCGUUAUAAGUGGAAUGAAGGUCCAAACUCGGUUGGUGUUUCGAGUGAGGUAUCUCUGCCCCAAUUUAAGGUCUUGGGUCAUCGUCAGAGGGCUAUGGAAAUCAGUCUUACAACAGGAAAUUACUCGCGACUCGCAUGUGAGAUACAGUUCGUGCGUUCGAUGGGUUACUAUCUCAUUCAAAUAUAUAUACCCUCUGGACUGAUCGUUAUUAUAUCAUGGGUAUCAUUUUGGCUAAAUCGUAAUGCCACACCAGCUCGUGUGGCGCUAGGUGUUACCACCGUGUUGACAAUGACCACACUGAUGUCGUCAACAAAUGCAGCAUUGCCAAAGAUUUCUUAUGUCAAAUCGAUUGACGUAUAUCUAGGAACAUGCUUCGUUAUGGUCUUUGCCAGUCUUUUGGAAUACGCCACCGUCGGCUAUAUGGCAAAACGAAUUCAAAUGCGAAAACAAAGAUUUAUGGCGAUCCAAAAGAUAGCUGAACAAAAAAAGCAGCAACUGGAUGGGGUGCAACCACCGCCCAAUCCAAAUCCGAGUGCGGGCGAUCAUGGACAUGGGCAUGGUCAUGGCCAUAGCCAUGGUCAUCCUCAUGCGCCAAAACAAACAGUGAGUAACCGACCAAUUGGCUUUUCAAAUAUACAACAAAACGUUGGCUCGCGCGGUUGCUCGAUAGUGGGACCCUUGUUCCAGGAGGUGAGAUUCAAAGUGCACGACCCCAAGGCACACUCCAAGGGCGGUACACUGGAGAAUACUGUGAAUGGUGGACGUGGCGGACCGCCGGUUGGACCACCCGGACCUGGACCACAAGGAGGUGGCGGUGGAGGCGGCGGCGGCGGUGGUGGCGGUGGAGGUGGAGCGCCCGAAGGUGGGGACGCCGAAGCGGCAGUACCAUCCCAUUUAUUACACCCGGGCAAGGUAAAAAAAGAUAUCAACAAACUGCUGGGCAUCACGCCUUCAGACAUUGACAAAUAUUCGCGUAUAGUGUUCCCCGUGUGCUUCGUUUGCUUCAACCUAAUGUAUUGGAUCAUCUAUUUGCAUGUGAGCGAUGUGGUCGCCGACGAUCUGGUGCUGCUGGGCGAGGAGAAGUAAAGCAAUCGACAGUUAGCACAUAAGCUUAUUAUUAAGCAUUGGUUGAAGGUAGCAGUGGCAGCUUGUAGGUGCGCCGCCAGAAGACGGAGGCAAGCGCAGCGUAAGCAGGUAGUAUAGCAGAAGGCGAUUCGCAAUAGUUUAGUUAAGUUUAUAUUUUAAGUGAACACAGCAUAGCAAAACAAAAAAACUAGCAUAAUUAUUAAACAAAUAAUACACGCACGUGAAGUUAGAGUAAAUAUGUAUUAGCAAAAACAGUCAAGAGACGACGAAGGUAUUAGUUAAACAAUUAAUAAUAAUUUAUACUGUGCAAUAUAAUAAUUAUAAUUAAAAAACAUGAAUAAAUAGAUAACUAGUAAAGGGGAAACACGGAAAGAAAAUCAAAAUUAAAAUCAGUUAAAUUCUAAAGCAAAGCAUGUCAACGUUCGUACACAGUAAAGUCAUGCACAUACACUCGAAAAAAACCUAAAUACUUUAUAGGCAUAUUAUAGUUCACUAACGAGUAAAUAAUCAGCGCAGUGCUAGAGCUCAUUAAUAGAUAUGAAGUUGUAUGGAACAAAUUAAGCAUAAACUCAAUGCUAUUGUAAGCGAUAAAAGCUCAAAAUACUUACAAUAAUAAAAAAAAUAUGAAAAUAGCGGUGCACACAAUAAUGGAAACAUUACAAGUAGUUAACGAAAUGCCAGUGAAAUGCGUAAAAUAAUUUACAAAUUAAUAAUUACUAGUUAAAAAUGUGAAGAAAGAAAAAAAAAACCAAGCACACUUUCAUAUUACCAUAAAAAUAAACACCCACACACUAACGUAAACUACUAUACAAAAAUUAGUGUCGAAGGAAUGCAAUCAAGUUGCCGUUAUAAUUUUUUAUUAAUUAAUUGAACUUAGAAACGAAGAAAAGUUUUCGGUUUAAUCUCGAUAAAUUAUAGCUGCGUGAAUUCACAGAUGGUAAUUGUUGUAUUUUUAAUAAUUCCGAACAACGAAAGCCGAAAAUAUAUAUUUUUAAUUAAAUCACAAAAGUUUAUAAACUAUUUACACGAUUAAUCCUAUGUAAUCAAUAGCGCCGAAUCGUAUGCUACAUAAUCAUCAUUUUCAUGCUCUUUCUUGAUUGUUGUGAACAUCGUUACUUAAAAUUCUGGAGCCACUGUUGGUAUAGGUUUGAAUAUAGGGUUAACGUUUAUAAAAAUAAUGACACACAGAGUAAAAUGAUUUGCUUGUGAAAAUUGUAACUGCAAGCGAUAACAGUCAUGCAAAGUCUUUUUUACUAGUCACAUAGAUGAAAAAACAGUUGCAGUUACGAUUGUAGUUGUUGAGCUGUUGAGUCGAAGAGGCCGAACUCCAUAUCGUCGUUUUUCAGAUUGCAAAUACUCCUUCCGAGCAAUAUUAAUGCAUCUAGAGCACUUUCCACUAGUUACAUAGACGUAAAUAUGUUGAUAACUCUGAAUGAGUGACUCUUUCUAACUCUUUCCGCAGCUAUUUGCUGGAAGUGUUGAUCACUAUCCACAUUCCGAAUAAAAUUAUGCAGAUAUGGGGUGUAGUAAUAAUUUUUUUGUUGUACGUUCUUAAUAGGAUCAAUUGCUCAAAGUGCUCGUUAUCUUAUAAAUAUCCGCACAUAAAUACAGCAUUCUCUUUCAACACAUGCAGAGAAAAUUUAGUAAGAUCUAAGUGUGUGUCAACACAAAUUUAUCAAAUCUACGAGAAAGGCAAUGAGAGUAAUGCUGGUGUAUGUGCGGCUGCUUGAAUUGAGGCAUUCUUUCGACCUUCCUUUUCAAACCAACUAACCAAGUGUGUGUUAAAGUUUGGAUGACAUUUUAAAAGCUCUCAUUUUUAAAAUUAGUUCAUAAUUAAUAUUAAUAAUUAGUUUCAAGAAAAACUCGUUAAAUUAACACAUAUUUCAAGACACACUCAUUAAAUUACUGCAAAAUAUAUGCACUCGAGAAUAAGCUCAAUUAUUUAAUAAAAAAUGCAUCGGCACACACAAACACAAGUUCGAUAACACUUUUAAUACACGAAGAAAUAACUGUAUUAUUAAUUAGAAGUUUAUUUAUACUCUGUUGCUUGAAAUUUGUAUGCUUCUGUGUUGUUUUUGUUAGAGUUAUUAACAAAUUUUGAAACAGUUAGCUAAAUUGUGUAUAAUAUUAAAUACUUCUGUAAAUACAAACUUAUAAAUUUUUUACACUUUAGCGCUUCCAAAACUAUUUGCCAAAUUUUUUAAAAUUGUAAAGAAAGAAACUUCUUAAAUUAGCACAAAACGGUUGGACGUCACGGCGGAAGACGCACACAUACACAUACACAUAGACGAAAGUAUGAGUAUGCGUAGUUAAGGUCAGCAUAUAUGCAAUAAAUUUAAGUUAGCGUUACUUAGAGUUAUCUCAAGUCAUAGCUACUAAAUGAGAAUAAAAUAAUUAAUUUGUUAGAGAAUACAAAAUUUUUUUAAAUUCAUUUUUGGGUUCUUACAAGCAAACAUACACCCCUUAAACUACGAAUUAAUGAAAACUAAAAAUACGAAAAGUUCAAAAUCGGCGAAAUUAUAGAAAUAAAAGAGAGCUGUUAAAUAAUAACUGUAUUUUAGUAAAUCGCAACGUAAUAAUCAGCACCAGUGUUAGACUAUUAAAUAUGAAACUUGACAUAACUCCCCCUCCCCCCCCUUCCAACCUAUAUAUGUAUGUAUUUGUAUGUAUACCCAAACGCAAAUGAACAAUAUCCCAAUAUACUCGUAAUAUUUACGUGUUGAAAAGUUGAAAAAAAGUUUAAUUAUAUAUAAACAUAAAUAUUUGCAAACAUUGCAAGUGACAGUACUAAACCAAUUACUUUAAUAAACCAACUGACAAUGAGUAUGUAUAGGUUUUUGUGUAAACACCAUGUAUCUAAUAACUAAAUAUGCCAGUAUGUAUAUAUGAUUACUAUAAUUAUAUAUAAAACUCGCUAACUAAAACUUUUAUUUUUACAAUACUUUUACACGUAAAUACCAAAGCAGUUACAGUAGUUAAAAAUAAAAGCGAUGUUUUGCUGUAAUUGCGAAUGGUUUUAUGUGAAAAAAAUAUCUCUGCACACACAUUAGAUAAAUCUAUGAAUAAUUUCACUCACUUUUAUAGCACCCAACACGGCUUGAAUGUGUGUACAUAUACUAUUUUAUAUAAAGAAAAACCAAAAAAAUAAAAAACACAUAAAAACGAAAACAAAAUUGCUAUAGCAAAAUUGCUGUAGCAGCAUGAAGUAGUGAGUUGUUGAACAGACUAAUUUAUAAUGUUGUAAAAAGUAAAAUAAAAGAGUUAAAAAUUCAGAAAAUAAAUGCAUACGGCAUUUUCAAGGUGCACGAAAAAACUUGAGUAAUAUUAAAAAAACGGUCCUCUAAACAGAAAUUCUGGACUAAAUAAAACUGCCUACACAUAUACUUACCAAACAAAGAAAAAAAAAAAUAGAAACAUAUAUAUGUAUAUAAAAUAAAAUAAAAACCGCAAAUAAACCUUAAAAAAUUUAAAGGACAAGCAAAAUAUACUUCAAAACAAUUAUAUAUAAUUAAAAAAUAAAAAAUAGUAGUGUGUGUGUACACAAAACUGAACUGGUAACGGAGAAAAAUUAAAAACUUACAGCGACACACAAAAUUAAUUUAAUAUCUAUUAGCCACAACAACAAUAAGUGCUGGAUAAGCGUUUGAUCAAGCUGGCUUAAAAAAACUGCAAAACUAAAAUCUGAAAAACAAAGCACUAAGCACAGCACAUAUAUUGCAUUGCAAAACAGUUCCGACGCUUUCACUACUAUUGUAGUUCCAGCAAUGCCAUUAAUGAUUAUUGCGAUCACAGCGCAUCAUACAUUAAGCGGACACCAACUGGCACUACUUUAACAUAACCAAAUAAACAUAAAAACAAUGAAAUAAAUAUAAAUACAGACAAAACUUGAGUAGGAGCAAAACUUCGCAACUAAAUACAUGUGUAAUUUAAUGUAAAACUAUAAGUUUUACUAUAAAAUAGUUAUAGUGUGUAUACUUACUUACUUAUACAUAUACUCAUUCACGGAAAGUAGUUGUUUUUGUAAUUUACUAUAUAGGUAUUAUAAAUUUCGGUUUUAGUUUUAUUAAAAGCUAUUUAGGCUGUUUGCUUUGAUUAAAUAUAUACACUUAUUGAUAAUAAAAAUUCAAUGUUUGUAUUUCUAAAUAAUUAUUCCGAAGAUGUCUGAAAUUGACUAUAUUUAAUAUAUAUUUUAAGUUGGUUCGAUUGAUACGAAACCUAAAGUUUUCAUCUUCGAUAUUCAUCGUUUACGCGAAUGGCUCCAAAUACUUUGUGUACGGAAAUGAAGAGAGUGAUUUGCUUCUCCAUUGCAGACACAAAUACUCACCAUCGUUUCUGAAACUGGCGAAAGUUAUCUGUCUCUAUUUUAAAUUUCUCUUUCCGUAACUACUUGGUAUAUACUCUAAGUGUUUUUUGCGAAUUGUUCAAGUAUAUAACUUUACCUUAGAUAUGGAGAUAGCAAUUUACACAAUGCUGACUGGAAAAUUCCGACAGCAAUUUCUUUGACUUUUUAAUUUUAUCGUCACUGAAAGAAGUGUAAGAACAUCUCUACUGAAAGAAAUUUUCUACGUCAAUCGGAUAUUAGCGUUACGCAUAAAUUCGACUACUCAAAAGACAUUUUUAAACUAAUUUUAGCAAUUCAUUUUUUCAUCGCAAACAAACCAGUUUUUUCAACGCAAACAUUCUAGAAGGUUUUCCAUAUGUUCAAUUAAAAUUUUUUUUCUAAGCCCUAAGCUUGUUUACCUGUACACCAAAAAAAAUGUUCUAUUGCAUUAUGCUUGCAUUAUGCUUAUUACGGACUAGUGUACAACGAAGUUGAUUAUCAACCUUGAGUUCGGAAGCAGUAGUGUAUGUAUUGCUUUAGUGUUUUCAUUCCUUUGGUGUGUUCAUAAUUCAUGAAAAUACUUAUACACGAAUGUCUAAGUAGCGUCAGAGUUCGGCACUAUGCCAUGUACUACAUACGUUACUUACCGGAAUAUCAGUUUUUGCUUGAGACCUGUAAACAAGUGAUUUAUAAAGUAUAUUGUCUGUCCAAAGGACUAUUCAAAAACUAUAUGAUCUAAAAAAAUAAAUUUUGUAUUAUUGUUUUAUCUUAUCUUAAUAUUUUUCCCUUUUGUUUGAGUACAUAGCCUAAAGUAUUUGCUCGUACAUAUUACAUAUGUAGUCAUAAGUAAGUUGUAAAUAAACAGUUUUUAUAUAUGCUUAGUCCAAAAUAGUGUUAACGCUCAGAAAAGCGUUAAACGCAUCAGAAAUUAUGUGUAAAAAUAGAAUUAUAGAUAAGUGCAUACAAUAGUAAUAAUAUAUUUUAAAGUAUUAGCUAAUUAACUACUUAUAUUUGGUUUGUAAAUAUAUAUAUAUAUAUAUAUAUGUAAAUAUAUGUAUAUAUAUAUAUUGUAUAUGGUAUGUACGUACACUUUUAAGGUAGUUGUACAAUUAUUUCAUAAGGUUUCCUAAUUUGAUUUUCAUAGCGGUCGUUUUGCACAAAUACAUAUGGUUACAUAUAAUAAUUUAUGCAUUAUAUGCAGCGUUGAUGUUAUAUGAACACAAGACAUUAAAUAUAAACCUGUAUGGGUGUGUGUAGAUUUAUCUUUUCAAAAGUUUUUAAUUUGACGUACAAAAAAUAUUGCGGAUAACAAAUUUUUUUAUUAUGAGCGUAGUUUUUUAUACAAAUAUUUCCUUUUAGUGUACUGAAAUUUCAUUUAUUGAACUACAUUACAUGUUUUAAACCUUGAAAUUCUAAAGAAAAAUAAUCAAAGUGUAGAAGAGAAAGCAAUAUUUUCAUUUAUAUUUACUGACUGUAUUUUAGGAGUAUAACAUUUUAUUUAUGUAGUUGUUUUAUUUUAACUGUCUCUGAACCCUCAAGUAGUGAAUCGAACAACAUAUGAGACAAAAUCUCUCAAGUAUACCUGCUUUUUUCGAUGGUCGAAAAGCUCGAUACACUAAAUUAUAUUAAUAACAAGAACUCCAAAAUUUUCGAAUUUCGAAAAAUUUUCUAAGUUAUUUUUAUUUAUUUAUCGUUUAGAACCAAAAAACUUUUAUUGUACGAGAAAAUCCCGCAUAUGUGAUUACAAAAAAAAAAUGUUUUUUAAUUCAAAUGUUAAUUCAAUUAAUUUUUUAAUUCAUUAUUUGCAACCUUGGAAGGAAUAUAAUAUUUGGUUCGGCAAAAUUUAAUAAAUUAGAGAAACUUGAUUCUAUAUUAUGAAUUCAAAUAAAAUUAUGUUUACAAUAUUAUAAUUUAAUAACCAAAACAUACCUUCCCUCAAUAUUAUUUAUUUGACUUAACAAUGACCCUAACUGCAUAGUGGAAGUAAAAAAUUUUAAUUUUUUUAUUUACGUGAAGAUAAAAUUAUAUAACCACCCAUGUUUAUAAACCAAACAACAUAAAGAUCGAAGAAAAAAAGUGAAAUCAAUUUCUACUGCAGCACAGCUCUCCGAAAGGGAAUCUUAUAAGACAAUGUCAAAGAAUUUCCUUUAUAUUCUCUUUAUACCACACCACAAAAUACUUGUAAUAAACCAAAAAGUGGAGGGAAAAUACUUUAGCUACCAGUAAUUGAGUGGCUGGUGCGUUACUAAGCACAUACACACACACAAGCAACCCUAGCACAUACAUAUUUACCCAUAUAAUUAAAGCCAUUAAAUUGAAAAAAGAAAAAAAUAAAGUACACUAUAACAAGCGUGAUAUUUCACAAUAUAACCAAUAUUAUUGAAAAGGGAAUACAGUUGUUAAAACAAAAAUAAAACACUUUCAAAGAAAAACAAAAGCUCGAAAAAGCAUAACUUAAGUAAAAUAGUUAAGAAAAUGAAAAAAAUCGGUGAUAAAAUUAUUUAUAAUAUAGUAUAUUAAGUCUAAGUUAAUAUAGUAAACGGUUAUUAAAAAUGAAUUAAGUAAAUAUAAAAUUAAAUAUUUUUAGUUGCAGUGAAGUUGAAAAAAAUAUAAAACAGUUAAGCGCUUAGAAAUUUCGAACAAAAACCAAAUAUGUGAGAAAACUUUUUAAUAAAAGAAAAUAUGCGAAAAAUUUACAAAAAAAAAAACAAAGAAAUUAUUGAUACAAGAACAAAAUAAGCAGCUCAUCGGUUUCGGAGCCCUGUUUCUAAAGCAUUUUUCAUAUUUUUUAGAAGCACUUUUUUUAGGGAAAUAAAAAUAAUUUCGUUAAAAUUUUUUAAAUAUAAUUUUUUUAAUUAAAAUUGUGUAUUUUUUCAGCUGCGAGUAUUUUGUUAAGAGCAGGAGAGUGUUCGAUUUUCAGUUUCAAUAAUUUGCAAAGUGUUACUAUUAUUAUUUAUUAACAUUUUAAUAUCAUACCGUUUUUGUGAAAAACGAAAACAAAUGUGUUUAUGAAAGGCGUGUUUUUUUUUAAAUGUCAGCUAAAUAUAUAUCGAUUUUAUUCAACGAGCGCGUCCUCGAAGCUGUUUGGGAAAACAUGCAUUCCGCCUGUGCAAAUAAACUGUUUUCUGUUCCUGAGAAAAUGAAAUUAAAUGAAAUCUAAUUCUCUCUCAACCUAUCCUCGCUCGUUAUAUGUGUAGCUCAGAACAUACAGAUCAUACAUAGCAGCAUCAGCUUUUAGCGAAAAAAUGGAAAUUAACCUGAAGUUAGCUCUGAUUUCCCAACAUUUUUUCUGAACCCUUCCCAGUAGUUCAGCCUUUGAUGUACCAAAAUUUUGAACGAGUAAGAUAUUUCAUUGUAUCUAGUCUCUGGAAUAAGUUACUUAUCGCUCUGGUUAAUAGAACCUCAAUUCGGGCAUCUUCCAUUAAUAAGGAAGUUAUUAGUCAUCUUCAAUUUCCUGAGGAUAUGCAAAAGUUGAUUGUAAUAUACGAGUAUUGUCACCGUUACUCAAAAUUUGAGAGAAACUGUCCGAAUGAAUGUUUAUUGUCUAGUAGUGGCACCAUAUUCAAUUGUUAGAUUAAAUCGGUCGAAUAUUAUAUACUUAUAUUAUACUUUAUGGGAUUGUUGUUGACAAUUUUUAUUCCACUCAACAGAAGCAACGCCAAUUUAAUAUUGAAUUUUUUUAAUUUAUUGCAAUUUGGCUUGAAUUUUAUCUAAAUUUUAAUGUGCUAUAUUACUAAUUAAUGAAAAUUUCGAUGUUCGGUACGUUUAAUUCAUAGUUUUAUAUUAAAUUUCAAGUUUUGUUUUAUUAAAGUAACAUUGUGUUAUAUAUUUAAGUUUUGAGAAAAGUUAAAAUAUUUUUGUUGAUUUUGUUAAGAUCAGUAGUGAUAUUUAAAAUAUAUUGACUUGUUUAUUAGCCUUUAUUUAGUUGUAUAUGCUUUUUUUUAGUUUGUAUUUAAGUUUAUUUAAUUUAGUAUUAUUUCGUUAUAUUGCUGAAGUUAAAAACAAAGCUCAAUGAAUUACUUUAACAAAUUUACUAUAGUUUUAAAUUAAAAUAAUGCAAUAAUUCUUAUAACUCAGUUUCCAACAUAGUUUUACUUCCAAAAGUUUACAAAAUUAGUGUAAAGAAAAAAAGGAUAUUAAAGCAUUUCUGGGGACUUGUUUUAGACAAAAGCUCCAACGGUUUUACAAACAAAUUUAUAUAUACAUACAUAUAUAUAAAUUAUAUAUAAAUAAAUAUGCGAGUAUAUCGUCAAGUAUAUAAAACACACACAUCUAUACGUGCAUAUGUACAUAUAAUAUAUAAAUCAUAUGCGAUUACAAAAACCAAACUGAAAGUAAAUAAAUAUUGAAACCAUAUACUUAGUUAUAUGUUAUACUAGAAUUAAUGAUUAUUAUUAAUAUUAUUACAGACACAAUGAAAUUCUAAAGAACCUAGAGGUUUAAGUCAGCUAUUAAGUAAAAUACCUAUGUGAGAGUAAAACUAAGCAUGAACUAAAAUGAAAACCAAAUAUAAAAAUAAAUAUAAUUAAUGUUAAAUGUUUUAAAAUGCACGAAUGUUUUAAUAAAACUACAAAAAAAAAGCACGAAAAGAAAAACAAAUUAAAGGCAAAUACAAAAUUGGAUUAGAAAACACGUUAAGCAAGAAUGAAAUGGCUGCAAAUUAUACUUGCAGCUUUUAUAAGAAGAGCAAGCUCAGUUUACACACUUUGCGUAGGUACAUUUGUUAAAGUUGAGUAUGUGGAGUAAGUGAGUACAGUAGAGGGGAUGAUGAUAUGGAAGACAUAGCGAAAUAACGAAUUAAAUAAAAUUAUGCAAAUUAAUUAUGAAAAGCAAAACACACUUUCAAAUGAAUUUAAUGAAUGCAGAAAAUAGUAAAGUGUAUAAGUGAUCUAAUUGCUUAACUAAUACAACUAAACACACACACAAACAGUCAAGUUUCGGUCAGCAAAUAAAUAAACAUUAUGGUUGUACGUUAUUAUAUGUAAUUUAAUUUUUUUUAUAUGCAUAUUACAACAAAGUAAGUAAAUAAGAGUACAUAGCCCGUACACUAAAGCCCGCUUGUACUACUAUUUAUUUAAUUGAGUUAAAAAUUAAGUAAAUUAAUUGAGUUUCAAACAAAACUAAAUAAACAAUAUUUGAAUUGAUUAGCAUUAAACAAUAGACUACGGUUAAUAUAAUUAAAACAUAACAAGCGUGUGUGUAAAUAUUAAACAAAAACGCAAUAACACUACACAAAAGCAAAUCAUGUGUAUAAAUAUUUAGUUUCAUUUAAAUAAUUAGGAAUCAAUUGUAAAUUUUAAAUAUAGUUUUUAAGAAACCAAUUUAAUUUAAAUUAUAAUUGAUUUCAUAUUCAAAUGACCAAUAACUUUAUAUUUAACAAAAUUAGUUAAUUUUAUCAAGUAUCUUCAAGCAUGGGCUUGUUGCGUACUAGACAUUUAUUGAGUACUUUACUUUCGCUAUAUCUUUGGAUAUAUCUAAUUUUUUGCUUAAAAAAAAAGUGGCCCAGUAUUUUUCAAGUGCUUCAUAAAGGAUUGUUCUCAGCCGGUACAUUAUACCUGAGCUUUCAGAAAAUUUAUGUGGCUAAAUAUCUUGCAAACUAAUUUCGAUGUUUUGUGGUCUUCAAAAUCCACUUUUUUUACGGAUUGUCUUUCAGAAAGUUGACUUGUUUAUCGACUACGUAUUUUCGUAGGGAGUGUCAAUAUUAUAUUUCGCGAAGCUAUCCACAUUUGCUGAACUAAAGGCGCCUCGUAGCCGAUUAUCUUUAAAUUGGGGAGUAGUUCGGCAGAGGCAGGUUCAAUUCAUAUGCAGGUAUAUUUGAAAACCUAUCUCUGUUAAGUUCGGGUUUUUUCACGGGGUCGGGUUUAAUCUCUGGCCCCUCUAUUACAGACCAUAAUGUAGCUUCUGGUAUCUCUCCUACAUCCUUCUCGACCUCGCGCUCCAUGUUUUUGUUGUUGUCGGCCGGGUUGCGCUUCUUGAGCCUACGCGAACCGUGCGUUAAGUAUAUCAUUGGCUGACUUGUUUAUUUGGUGGAUGUAGUCUUGGCUCCCAUCCUCCUUGCUGGAGUUGGAUAUCCUCUAAUCUACCGUUUGCACAUCAGGAUUUUGUCUUCUGAGGAGCCGCAGUGCAUCCUUCCAAAAUGGACGGAAUGCAACUACGGUCCGCUCUUUCCAGAACGGGUCCUCCCACAGACCUUGAAGUUUUGAAACCACUUCCUUUACCCAUAACAGUGAGGCGGCGUCCUUACAUAUUAGGUUAUUGAACCCAUUAAGCUAAACACAAUGAUUGAAUGUUGGCAUAGGUGUACUCGGGUCUCCAUCCAAUCAUCCGAAGAGCGCAUUCAGCGGUUUCAGCUCUACCGCUUUCCUUUUAUCCUUUUUUAUUCCGAUCGAACCUGACGUUUGGCUUUACUGUGUCGUCUUUUUUACCGGUUGUUUAGCCGGCUUUCAGCGAUCCGCUGUCUUUGGCUGCAAUUCCUUCCCUGAUCCGAUUUGCGUAUCUUGGUUGCAGCUUAUCAUUUCGUCGCUUUUCUUUCUUAUCGGCCUCCUUGCUGAAUUUUGUCUUCAUGGAACCUCUACCCCAAGCGUUUAAUACCUACCGCCAGGUAUCUCUUUAGAAAUGGCAGAAGUAAAUAUACCCAGUGUCGUAUGCAAAACAAGUUACCAAGAAAAAGAUAAUGGAUACAUACAUUUGCCUUAAUUAGGCGUCGGGUGCUCGCACCCACCACCAAGAUCUGCUCUAGAAACUAGUCCAGAUGCCAAGCCGUGAUGGCGCCAGUGGUGACGUCCAUUAACCAGCCACUAUCCGCGAGGAGGAUAUAGCUAUGAGUAUUUCCGCUGAUCGUUCGUUUCAACUUAACUAAAAUAUGUGAAAUGAUGUUAUAGAAUCUCAAAAUAUAGUUCUUAAGCCGCCACAAAACUUACAAUCCUGACACGAUGAGUACUCAAUUUAUCGAUAAUACUCAACUUGAACCACUUUUUGUUCAGCAUUUCCAAUAAGAAAGCUAUUGUCAAAAUAUAAGUAUGAUAUUAAUUUUUAAAUUUAAACACAUGAAAAAACUCUAAUACGCCCAAUUAGUUACUAAGAACUAGAACCAACUGACAUACAUAUGUACUUAUACUUAUAUGUAUAUGCAUAUGUAAAAGUACAUUUGUUAUGUAUGCUUGUUUGCAAAUAAUUGAUCGUGGAUCACAAUUUUCGACUGUGUUAAUUUCAUAACAAACUUGAAACAAAUUAGCAAAAAUGAUUAAGAAAAUUACUCUUAAAAAAUGCACCAAAUACUUUAAUGCAUGCGACUACUUUGGCAAAUGCAUAUAUGUAUAUAUAUACUCGUGCAUAUAUAAUGCAUAGUUAUAUAUGUAUGUUAACAAAAAUAUUGCAAAGUUUGCAAGGCAUUGACAACAUAAUACAAUUGAAUUGAGUAAAUAACAAAUUACUGCAAAAUUAGUAUAACUGUUCAUUUGUCGAUUGUGCAUCAAUAAAUGCAGUUAACUAACAACAUACAUAUUAUAUACAUACAUACGAUAUAAGUUGAUAACGGGAAAUAUAUAAUUUAUGCAAAAUUGUGAAAUAUAAAUUAAUAAGAAAAAUGCAUAAAAUAAGAAUAUAAAAAAAUAUAAAAUUAAUUAACUUAAUGUAAACUGAUUGAUAAAUGAGUCACACAAAAGCUCACACACACUGCAAAAAUAAUGGAACAAAACAAAAAAAACGUAAUAUUCGUAUUUCUAAUGAGAACAGCAGAAAACUUUAUGUCAAAACGAAAAUAAAGAAAACGUAAUUAUUUCGUAAGUCAAGUGACAUGAGUAUGAAAUGAAAUAAAACUUAUGUAAAAAUUCAAAA
Molecule: messenger RNA, 16368 nt
Organism: Bactrocera oleae (olive fruit fly)
Lineage: Eukaryota; Metazoa; Arthropoda; Insecta; Diptera; Tephritidae
Source: RefSeq, a predicted model, not a curated record